GUUUUGUUUCUAAAUUUAAGUGGCAAUUCUUGAUUGACAUUUGAAUUAUCUAAAAUUAUUGCCUUAUUUCUUUAAAAAACCAAUAAUUUUAUAUGUGUGGACAAUGAACGUAUUGAAAAUUAAUUUGUGAUAAAAAAAAUGACAUGACUCCGUUGGCUGCCCUUUUGUGUCUAAAGAUGCAGCGCGCAUGUCUCUUUAUAUAAAACAUGGCCGGUCGUAGCGGUUAUGACGAUAGAGACAACAGAGAUUUCGGAGGUGGUGGUCGCAGCCGCGGAGGUGGUGGUGGCGGCGGUGGAGGUGGCAGGAAGCCCCUCCCCACUGAACCACCUUUCACAGCUUACGUAGGCAACCUUCCAUUGGGCGUUAUUCAAGGUGAUAUCAAUGAGAUGUUCGCCAGCUUAAACGUCAAGAACAUAAGACUUGUCAAAGACAAAGAGACAGACCGGUUUAAAGGUUUUGGUUAUGUAGAAUUUGAAACUUUGAAGGAUCUAGAACAGGCCAUAGCAAUGAAUGGGGACAUUGAAGUCGACGGAAAUUUAGUUAAAAUUGAUGUGGCAGAUGGAAAACGAAACGACAGAGGGGGCGGCUUUGACAAAGGCGGCAGAGGUGGCCGAGGAGGUGGAAGAGGCGGUGGUGGUUUUCGCGGGGGUGAUAGAUACGGUAACGACGAUUUCGAUGGACGAGGUCCACCAAGAGGGACUUUCAAUGACAGAGACCGAGGGGGCCAAAGAGGCAACUAUGGCAAUUUCGCAGGCGAUGAUGGACAUAGAGGUGACUGGAAUGCUUCAAGAGGUCGAGGAGGACUUGGAGGCCCCGGAAGUACUCCUGGCGGUUUUGGUGGUGGCGGCGGCGGUGGUGGUGCUGGAGGCGGCCCUGGUGGUCCUGGGGGCGGUAGACCACGUCCAGAGAGAAGGAGUUUCUCAGAAGACCUUCCAUCUCCUGCUGCAGAUACCACUGGUAGGCCGAAACUAAAGCUGUUACCGAGGACGGUGAAAGCGCCUAUAAAUGCAAUGGCGUCUUCAGAAAAGAGUGUAUCGAUUUUCGGAGGUGGAAAACCAAGGGAAGAGAAACCCGCCUCUGGGGGAGAGGAGGAGAGUAAAGAUGUUUAAUUUGUGUGUCUCUUGUUUAUUUUUUUUUUAUUAAGUUAUUGUAAAAAUAAUAAUUUUACAUUUACGCAGAAUGUAACCCUAAUAAAAAAGUACGUGCGGGAUUUUUUCUAAAAACAAAAAGAACUUAGGUCUGCAUAUUCAUUGUUUUUUGUUUUGUUUUUAAUUUUCUUUAAUAACAUUAAGUUCGGGAGAGAUUUAUUUGAAGAGAUGUUUCAGAUUGUAUGUAACGAAUUUUUACGGCUGCAUUUUAUUGUGUUAUUUAGGAAAACAGGUGUUCCUGGUUAUCUUAAAAACAAAAGAAAAAACCACCACUAUAGAUUUCUUAAUUAUUAUUUCUUUUUUCUAAUCGUGAUUCUCUCAAAGCAUACUAGGGUAGUUACGAGUGAUGUUGCAAUCAGUUUAAAAAUUAAGGAUUUAUAGUGAUACAUCGAAAACAUUUUUGAACAGUUAAAUUUUUUGUUAUAUUUUAGAUAGAUUACCCUUUGUAUUACAAAAUUAGGCAGAAAAACGAUUUUGUACAGGGUAGUGCAAACACGUUCAUUGCUAAAUAAUGAAAAUUUACACUAUCCUGUAUAGCAAAUUAUUAUUUAUUCGAUUAUACUACUAUUUGCUUUAUAGUUAUAAUUUUGUAAAUAUCAGUAAUUAUUUGCAUUAAAUUGAGUAGAUUUUGGCAACAAAACGGAUGUUUUUGUAAAUAAUAUUUUUUUCAUCACAUUUGUUUAUACGGUUUAUAAUUGGCUAGACGUUAUGAUCAUUGUAGUGUCCCAAUCAAAAAUUAUUUCGUGAUAACUGAUAUUAAAUAGGUAUUUUUUUUUAGAAUCGAUGCAAAAUUGUAUUUAAAUAUGCAGUUAUAUGUAGAUAAUUUACUUCUUGAUACUCAAUGAAGCAUUUUAUGGUAGAAUUGUUAAGUUUGUUAUUAAAAAACAUGAAACAUAUUCUAUUCUUCUGUUAAAUUAAUACGUAUGAUCGACUUAUUUAAUAUCUCUCAUAAAAUUAAUUUCAUAACGCUUCUACAAUUACAACCUGUAUAUACAAAAUUUCUAAAAAUACGAUAAAGUUAGAUGACGCCUUUUCUACAGAAUGAUUUUACAUUCUAUUUCUAUACUUAGAGAAGAAACCAUUUUGAUGUCUAGGAUGAUUGUUGAAGACGCUUAACUUUUUUUAUAAAGGUGGCAUUUGAGAUCGCCCUAACCGAGACAUUGUCGUUACGUUUCAUACAUUUGGCAAAUAACAUCUACUGCAUCAAGAGAACUAGGCAUUCAGUAUAUAUCAAUGAAAGCACUUCAAAAUAGAGGUGGGCCAUUCGAUUUAAUUCGAAAUAAAAAGAAAGAAUUGUUGAGCUAGUCGAGUGGCCGAACUAGACACUAGUCGUUUUCUUUUUACAGGUAUACUUGACUAACUAAAGGUUAGAUUCUGAUUUAAACUAAGUUGUAAAAAGAACGCGAAUUUUGGUUGACAGGUGACGUGUCCCAUGUCAUCCGUUUACAAACAAUCGACAUUUUUAUCUAUACAUUCAACACUACGAUCUUACCCCCUGUUAUCAUAGUCUUUUAAUCUCUCUAAGAUAAUGAAUUCAUGGGAUAUGUUUGUUCGUAUAAUGCACAAAACACUCACUUUCUGUUAUGGUUUAUGGUUGACGUCCAGAUCCGUGUACCUUAGCAUCGGAAAGGGGGGACGAAAGAUUCUGACUUACAAUCACAAAAAGAACAUAUAACUAAGCUUAGUCGAUGUAAAUUAGCUUAGAUUAGUGGUAAAAAGAAAACGACUGUUGUUUAACACUUGCGUACGGUAAUAUUGACGAUUCGCGUAUUAGACAAUAUCCUUAUUUCAUAUAUACCAUAAUGUACUUACAUCUAGUGUUUAUUAUUUCGCACUAUCAUACUAAUUCGAUUUGAAAUAUUCGAUCAGUGGUAUCUUUUACUACCAACAUGUUAAAGUAAAAUAUAGCAACCAACACUUUUGUUUUUGCGCUAAUUUUCCUAGUCAAAUUCAUCAUUAUUAUAGAGCAAUAAAUAAAAUAUUGAGAGAUCAAAUAUCAAGAAUUUUCGAAUCGGAUGAACGAAUUUUUUCAAAUCAGAUGAUUUGUUUUAUCUGUAUCAGCACAUUGAUCCGUAUAAUUUAUAUGAAUUAUAUGGAUUCGAUCCAUUU
Psylliodes chrysocephalus is the source of this 3257-nucleotide messenger RNA. The record is from the annotation of a GenBank genome assembly. Lineage: Eukaryota; Metazoa; Arthropoda; Insecta; Coleoptera; Chrysomelidae.